Messenger RNA from Telopea speciosissima, 751 nucleotides. RefSeq lists its product as uncharacterized. Gene Ontology annotation, biological process: female meiotic nuclear division; male meiotic nuclear division. Bases 34 to 618 code for a protein of 194 amino acids. The record is from RefSeq and is a predicted model, not a curated record. NCBI's taxonomy places the organism in Eukaryota, Viridiplantae, Streptophyta, Magnoliopsida, Proteales, Proteaceae. The transcript has 4 exons.
GGAGGAGGGCUAGUAGCUCUUCCUUCCCAAGAUAUGGCCUAUGAUGAUAGUCUAUGCCCCUACUAUUUCCCUUCAAAAGACAGUGAUCUACAAAGCUUGGGAGUUUUCAAAGCAGACAUGUCUUUGGACAUGGAUCCUGUCUUCUCAUCAGACUUGUCCACUGGAACUGGAUACCUUCAAGAUGCCAUAGUUGCAUGGAACAAUCGCUGCAAGAGGAGAAGAAUAUCAUCUUACGCUCAUGAUCAAAUGGCUGAGUACUCAAAGCAGAAUUGCUGGUUUCCCUCUGAGGAUCAUGAAGACCCAUUUGAGAAAUUUGGCAGUUUGGUUCAGAACUACAAUCUAACUCCAGAGGAUAAUUGUUGUGUAAUGAAGAAGGUGGCCUACCCAUUUGACAUGGUGAAGCCUGGAGGGAUUGAAGGGGACGUGACACUUGAAGACAUCAAUGAAAGGAUGCUUAUGAGACCCACUAGACCUGUUCGACACCCUGUGGGAGACUUGGCUUGCCGACCGGUUGUGAUGGCAGGUGGGCUGGGGCUUUCAGGGAAAGCUGUGGUUGCUUUAACCAGAAUUCGCACAAGAGGAAGAGGCACUGUCACCAUUAUCAGGACUAAAGGCUGAACCUACAGAUCAAGAUUGAUUGCUUCUCAUGUCUUCAGAAUUUUAGGGUUUGCUUUCAUGGUUGUGGUUCACGUAGAAUUUAUUUGGAUUGCUUUCAAGGUUCGUGUACAAUUUAAUUAGAAAUGUAUAUAUA